Messenger RNA from Biomphalaria glabrata, 3293 nucleotides. RefSeq names its product nuclear pore complex protein Nup107-like. The coding region runs from base 202 to 2946 and encodes 914 amino acids. NCBI's taxonomy places the organism in Eukaryota, Metazoa, Mollusca, Gastropoda, Planorbidae. The transcript has 27 exons. Gene Ontology annotation, biological process: mRNA export from nucleus; post-transcriptional tethering of RNA polymerase II gene DNA at nuclear periphery; regulation of DNA-templated transcription. Gene Ontology annotation, molecular function: structural constituent of nuclear pore. Gene Ontology annotation, cellular component: nuclear pore; nuclear pore outer ring. The record is from RefSeq and is a predicted model, not a curated record.
AUUUGUUUUUAGAGUUACCAAUAUGGCGCGCAUUGUAUCUAUGAAUUCUAUGUCUACAGAAGUUCAUGCACUCAAAUUUUAGAUAAGAUCUCGUAUGGCCUUUCAUUCACCUUAAUAUUCUUAAAAUUAAAUUGAUAUAGAUAGAUCUAUUAAGCCCUACAACAUAAAAUACAUGGUUGAUCUUCAUCAAGAAACUCUGAAAUGGACAGAAAGGCUCCAUCUCUUCAAUCAUUUCUGGAACAAGGUGAUUCACCAGCGCCUCGCCCAGGGGAGACGGGCAAAACAUUUAAAAGGAGGAGUUCCAACAUAAAUCUUCAAAGAUCAAUCAAAUUACUUGAUGAAGCUGUGACACCAUAUGUGAACAGAGCUGUUAGAACACCCAAAGGGAAUUUAAGGGAUAGUGGAUUAACUCCUAUUCGCCAUGAGACUCAGAUAGAGUCAGAUACUCAAAAUUUGUUUCUGUUCACACCAGGAAAGAAAGCUAAAUCUGUUCGCUCACAAACAUUUGAUGAUACACAGAACACAACAGCUCUCAGAAAUACAACUAAUGUUGUAUCCUUCAGACAGGAACCAAAUUAUGAAGGAACAAUGACUAUUGAAUUGACUGAUGUCACUUUGUCAAAUAUAACCAUUGAUGAAGAUCCUGCAAGAAAAGCAACACAAGAACUGUAUCUGGAGUUUAAGGAUUCAUUAAAACAACAGUCUGCAUUGCACCAGGUCCUAGAUUUAGUGGCUAGUUAUGAGUCAGCUUGUGCUAAGCAACUGUCUAAAAUUCAACAGAUCUCCAAAUGUCUAGUACGUAAUCAGCCAAAAUUACAAAAGACAUGUAGUACCGGUGAACAGCUUCUAUUUGAAAAAAAUACUUGGAAGCUGGUCCAUUCACUUUUUAAAGACAGGCUUGAGAGUGAUGCAGGAAGAGAUAGUUUUGAAAUGGAUGACAGUGAUGGAGACAUAUUAAAAACAUCGGUCUGGGGUUUGAGUGAACAAAACAUUUCUAGUCGUCUCUUUGAAAAGGAUGCUAAUGUCAGACAGAGUCAGCUUGUUGUUGAUUGGCUAGAAACAUGUGCUGCUGAAGUUCUUGGAGAUCAACCCAAAAAUGCAAAGUUUUUUGUUGACCAGCCUGUGGCUUGGGAGAACACUCUUCACAACCUUCAAAAAUCAAAACAAAAACUGCAGACCAUUAAUAGCAGACAAGUGACAGAAUUGGAUCCUGAUGCCACUCUUAGGCAAAAUAAAGUUUUAGAUGACCUAGACCAAGAAGAUGAACGCUAUUUUUUGCAAAACCUAUUUGUACUUAUCCGAGCAGGGCAGCUAGAAAAGGCACAAGAGCUUUGUCAUGCUUGUGGUCAACCAUGGAGAGCAGCCACGCUUGAGGGUUGGCGCCUUCUGCACGACCCUAACUAUUAUGCCAAAACAUCCUCUGAUAUUUCUCCCUUAGAAGGUAACCCUCACAGAGAUGUUUGGAAAGCUGUUUGUUGGCGACUGGCUAGUGAGGAUAAUAUUUAUCUCUAUGAGCGAGCAAUCUAUGCAGCACUCAGUGGAAAUCUUACAGCUCUGCUGCCUGCAUGUUCAUCUUGGAUGGAUUAUGUCUGGGCAUAUUUUAAGGUGAAGGUGGAUGUUGAUGUUGAAAAAGAAAUUCGUCUUUUACAUCCGACGGACAGAAUGCUUGAUAGUUUGCCUCAAGAAUAUACAGCAAAGCUGCUUGAAGCUCAAGAAGUUUUUAAGGAGAUAGCAGCUAGUAGCGAUGAGAAUGUUCGUAUUCAGUCAGAAAAUGUCUUCCAUACAAUUCAGAAAUAUAUAAUUCUGGGAGAUGUGCCGGGUCUGAUUGAAACAAUGUAUCAAUGGCAUCAAAAUAGAUCUUGUCCUCCUUACUUAAUUCGAGUCCUUGCCCACCUUGUCCUGUUUCUGAGAACCAUUGGUCAAGAUUAUCAGAAAGAACUUUGUGAAGCAAUCCUAAAGGCUUAUGUUGAAGACCUCAUCAGCAAGAAACACACAAGUCUUGUUGCACACUAUGUAUCUAAGUUAAACCCAGAGGACCAGGUUCAGAUGUAUGCAACAUUUCUGGAAGACAUUGGGGCUCAGGAAGAACAGCAGAAAUGUUUAAAGUUGGCUGAGGAGGAAGGCCUGGAUGUGGCCAGGAUUACAAAAACUGUUGUGGAACGAAUAAGAAUGAGGGAAAAUCCAAACAUGUUCCCUAAGACCAGUUUGGCAGUUGAUUUAUCCAUCACUGAGGAAGACAAGGCUAAGAUUGAUGCCAUUCAGUGGCUUGUGUUUGACGAGGCUCACAGACCUGAAGCAGUAAGACAAGCCAAUGCUAUCAUGCGCACUUUUAUUGCUGUUAAAAAGCAUGCUGCAGCACGGCUGGCUUUUGAAAAGAUUCCAUCUGACUCUAUAGAUGUGAUUUAUCAUCUUUGGCACACAAAAACUGGUUCCAGUGACCUUUCAAGUAAAGACAGUAACACGAUCAGAGAGUACAUGUGCAUGAAAGCCUAUUUGGAUGCAGUGGAAAGUUUCAAUGAUUGGUUCAGUUUGUACCAUCAAGGCCGUCCAUCUAAACCAGCUGGAGCUGAAGGUGGAAGUUUCACAGACCAAGUUGCCUAUGAGCACAAGAUGAAACAGUUCAACCAGGAGUAUGAUAGAUGGAUGUACAACUUACAAAUACAAACACGAACAACCAGAGAUAGAAUCUUCAAUGUUUUAUUAUUUCUUGAUGGUGGUUGGCUGGUGGAUGCUGAUGAGGAUCCAGAAAAAGAUGCAUCCCGACAGGAUCAAAUGAGUCGACUAAGAAAAUUACAUAUACCAGCCCUGUGUCUAAACCUGCAUACAGUGCUUCAUUUAAGUGAGAUGUAUGUUGAAGCAGUGCAACUUGCAGAUGUCAUAGCAUCAGAACAAUAUCAUUUGUAUAGGGUAAGUUGCUUCUAUCUCAUAGCAUCAUCAAUUGUAUAGGGCUAACUAAUUCAAUCUCAUAGCAUCAGAACAAAAUCAUUUGUAUAGGGAAUUUGACAAAGAGUCAUUGCAGCAUCUUCUUGUACAGAUUUCUAAAUCUUCUCUUGCUCUGCUAGACGGGAACAAAGAUCCUCUUGGCUAUGACAUGGUUUAAGUUAAUUUUUCCAUUAUGUUUAUGUUAUUUCAUGUCAUAUUGUUACACUGUACAGCCUCAACAUUGGCGUCAACUCAGAACUAGUGUAUUCAGCUUUAGGCGUGUCUGUCAUUGGACACAUUAUUACAAUGUUCUGCCUUUUAGAAACUGCAUACAAGGAUGCUAAAAUGUUUGGAAUAAAAAUGUUUAUGUA